AUGUUCUUGAGCAAGCUUACCAACGCACAUCAUACACAAAUACCGUUCUUCUCUGGGACAAGGCUGUCCAUCUUUAUUAUAAGGAAGACACCUGUGCAGCAGGAAGCCUCGGACAAUACUCAACAUGAAAACAGUGAUGAAGGUAAUUCUGGUCAAGAUACCCGUGAAGAUGUUGCCUCUCAUGUUGCCUCUCAUGUUGCCUCUCAUGAUGCCCUCUCUGAUGAUGCCCUCUCUGGUGUUGCCCCCGAAGAUGAUGAGUCCACAUGUAGGGUUCUCAAGCUUACCAACUAA
Messenger RNA from Penicillium verhagenii, 291 nucleotides. RefSeq lists its product as uncharacterized. The transcript has 2 exons. Bases 1 to 291 code for a protein of 96 amino acids. The record is from RefSeq and is a predicted model, not a curated record. NCBI's taxonomy places the organism in Eukaryota, Fungi, Ascomycota, Eurotiomycetes, Eurotiales, Aspergillaceae.